GUAUGACUCGGGACGGGAUGGAUACAUCGACCUGAUGGAGCUGAAGCUGAUGAUGGAAAAGCUGGGAGCCCCACAGACACACCUGGGGCUGAAGAACAUGAUCAAGGAGGUGGAUGAAGACUUUGAUGGGAAGCUCAGCUUCCGCGAG
This is a messenger RNA of Acanthisitta chloris (rifleman), 148 nucleotides long. Its product is annotated as EF-hand domain-containing protein D1-like. Gene Ontology annotation, molecular function: calcium ion sensor activity. The record is from RefSeq and is a predicted model, not a curated record. Gene Ontology annotation, cellular component: mitochondrial inner membrane. The annotation marks the transcript as partial. The transcript has a single exon. Lineage: Eukaryota; Metazoa; Chordata; Aves; Passeriformes; Acanthisittidae.